GCGUGGAUGAUCAGCUACCAUCAUCAGUCUUUUAAACAAAAGUUCAAGAAGGUUUCACAGCAACUUUACUGUAGACUACUUCCCCGACCGCUGACAUGUCUGCAAUUAAUAGCUGGUGGAUUCCAUGCAUUGUUUUACUUCAUUCCGCUUAUUUGGGAUCUUGUGAUUCAGACUCUGGAAUAGAUGGAACCCAGCCUGAGCUCUUCAUUUUCCACCAGUCGUGCGCCCUGAAGAAGGACGAAGGGCCCUGCAAGGCAUUAAAGGAGCGUUUCUACUUCGACAUUGACACGGGCCGCUGUGAGGCCUUCGAGUUUGGCGGCUGCAGAGGCAACGCCAACAAUUUUGAGACCUUGGAGGCAUGUGAGAAAAUGUGCCUGGUGUCUGUUGACAAGAGUCCCUGUCACCUGGAGGAGGCUCCUGGGCCAUGUCGAGGUCUGGUAACUCGCUACUUAUUUGACAACCAGAGCCAGGAGUGCAAGCACUUCUACUAUGGAGGCUGCUUCGGCAAUGCCAACAACUUCAAGAGUAUGAAAGAGUGCCAGGCUAGAUGCCAGAACCCAGAAACCCCCACUGUGGCCCUUAAAUUGGAUGUGGCCCCUAAAUUGGAGGUCGCCGUCCCAGAAGCCCAUAGCCAGCCUAGUGUGCAGUCUCUCAAAGUAACUGACUUCAAUCCUCCGGACUUGUGUCUCAGUCCCAUUGACAAGGGCACAACAUGUGAUGGAGAGGAGAGAACUGAGAGGAGAUACGUGUACAACCCCAAGACAAAGAGGUGUCAGUCGUUGCGCUACAAUGGCUGCGGGGGCAACAAGAACAACUUUGUCCACAAGAGACACUGCAUGAAGAUGUGUAUGAAGCCAGAUCACCAUCACAAAGGGAAGGUCAUUCGUAUAAAGAAGAAGAACAGCAACAUCUUGUUUCGAUCUGUCUAAAUCAAGGCUUCAUAUUAAACCCUUCCUACUUCUCAUUAAACCCUUCCUACUUCCUAUUAAACCCUUCCUACUUCCUAUUAAACCCUUCCUACUUCUCAUUAAACCCUUCCUACUUCAUAUUAAACCCUUCCUACUUCCUAUUAAACCCUUCCUACUUCUCAUUAAACCCUUCCUACUUCAUAUUAAACCUUUCCUACUUCCUAUUAAACCCUUCCUACUUCCUAUUAAUAUGAAACCCUUCCUACUUCCUAUUAAACCCUUCCUACUUCCUAUUAAUAUUAAACCGUUCCUACUUCUCAGUAAACCCUUUCCUACUUC
Molecule: messenger RNA, 1247 nt
Organism: Oncorhynchus keta (chum salmon)
Lineage: Eukaryota; Metazoa; Chordata; Actinopteri; Salmoniformes; Salmonidae
Product: tissue factor pathway inhibitor-like
Exons: 6
Coding region: 96-929 (277 amino acids)
Biological process (GO): negative regulation of peptidase activity
Cellular component (GO): extracellular region
Molecular function (GO): serine-type endopeptidase inhibitor activity
Source: RefSeq, a predicted model, not a curated record